Messenger RNA from Sciurus carolinensis (gray squirrel), 536 nucleotides. It is a transcript of the gene Timm8b, whose product is annotated as translocase of inner mitochondrial membrane 8 homolog B. The coding region runs from base 53 to 304 and encodes 83 amino acids. The record is from RefSeq and is a predicted model, not a curated record. The transcript is spliced from 2 exons. NCBI's taxonomy places the organism in Eukaryota, Metazoa, Chordata, Mammalia, Rodentia, Sciuridae.
UCAGCGCACGCGCACGGGCUCUCACCCGAACUUUCUGAAUCUAAUUCUGACAAUGGCGGAGCUAGGGGAGGCGGACGAAGCGGAGUUACAGCGCCUGGUGGCCGCUGAACAGCAGAAGGCGCAGUUCACUGCACAGGUUCAUCACUUCAUGGAGCUAUGUUGGGAUAAAUGUGUGGAGAAGCCAGGGAAUCGCCUAGACUCUCGAACUGAAAAUUGUCUCUCUAGCUGUGUGGACCGCUUCAUUGACACUACUCUUGCCAUCACCAGUCGGUUUGCCCAGAUUGUACAGAAAGGAGGGCAGUAGGUCAUCCCCUGAGAAAAUGACAGGCAGCAAAGGACUUGUUCUUAAGCAGAUUGAAGUAUAGGUGGGGGAAGAGUUGUCAACCCAUUGUCAAGUCAGUAUCAGGCUGUUACCAAGUUUGUUGGUGCUAAAAAGUAACAGAUCAAAUAUUCAAAAAGUGAAAUUUUAUUUAUUUGGAAUUCAGAAAUUCCAGGUUGUUAUCAUACCAGUUAUUCAAUAAACAUGAAUUCUCCAA